Messenger RNA from Nannizzia gypsea CBS 118893, 2349 nucleotides. RefSeq lists its product as hypothetical. Gene Ontology annotation, molecular function: damaged DNA binding; 5'-3' DNA exonuclease activity. NCBI's taxonomy places the organism in Eukaryota, Fungi, Ascomycota, Eurotiomycetes, Onygenales, Arthrodermataceae. Gene Ontology annotation, biological process: protection from non-homologous end joining at telomere; interstrand cross-link repair; double-strand break repair via nonhomologous end joining. The transcript is spliced from 7 exons. Bases 1 to 2349 code for a protein of 782 amino acids. The record is from RefSeq and is a predicted model, not a curated record.
AUGUCGACAUUUAACGGCAUCGUUGAAGUCGACAGCUUCCGCAAGAACCCCGAGUGGCCUGCACCGUUGGCCUGUUUUCUCAGUCAUGUUCACAGUGACCAUCUCACGGGGCUGGAGUCCCUCAGGGCGCCAUUCGUCUACUGCUCCACAGCCACUAGAGAAAUACUGUUGCGUAUUGAAAAGUAUCCUCAUCGGAUGAACUUUGCCAAAGGGAUCCUGGAGUCUAGAAAGCAGCAUUACAAACAUCUGGCCAAGCUACUGAGGCCAAUUCCGCUGCAGGUGCCGACAGAGAUAGAGCUUAUGCCUGGAAAUACCAUACGAGUCACCCUGUUCGAUGCUAAUCACUGUCCUGGCUCUGUCAUGUUUCUUAUAGAAGGUGGUGACAAAGCGAUAUUCUAUACAGGGGAUAUCAGAGCUGAAGCAUGGUGGGUGCAGAGCCUUGUCAGAAACCCAGUUUUGAUACCAUAUACCAUGGGGGACUGUCGUUUGGACACUAUAUACCUCGAUACUACCUUUGCUACAAAGUCAGAUAUCCACCAAGUCUUUCCCUCAAAGGCGGAGGGUAUACAAGAGCUGCUGGGUAAGGUUAAAGGGUACCCCAAGGAUACUAUAUUCUACCUUCGUAGUUGGACAUUCGGUUACGAGGACGUCUGGCUGGCUCUCUCCGCAGCCCUGAAUACAAAGAUACACGUCGACCGGUACCAAUAUGGCUUAUAUAACUCUCUAAGUUCUAGGCCAGGGAAUGACUUCGGCUUAGACGAUUCCCUCUACCUUUGUGGUUUCAGGCUUGGCAACUCAUCUGUGCCGGGGUGUCUGACAAAUGAUCCGUCCGUCCGUGUCCAUAGUUGCGAGCCAGGAGUGAUGUGCUCACAAAUAUCAUCUGGAAAAUCGGUCUAUAUUACCCCUAUCGUCACACGAACUAAAGACGGCUAUGAAAUACCCGAGAUCGGCGCUGGGGGUGGUAAAGGAGACCUUGAACAGAGCCAUGAGCUAGAACUACCUGACGACACAACCUUUCAGCGUUUACUAGACCUGUGUAAAGAACAGAUAAAGGAACCCGGUACAAGAGAAUUGGUAACUUCUACCCUAUCCAAGGCAUACUACUCUACAGGAGCAGGCAUUUCCUUGGACGAAUAUGGAUUAAAGGAUGAAGAAGAGAUCACCCUGGCAAAACUUGUGGCUAUUAUAGGGGAAGGCGCGAAGCAGAAGGAAAAGGAGUCCCUGCCAGAUACUAUCAAGUUUCCGUACUCCCGUCACUCAUGUUACUCCGAACUAUGCCAGCUCGUCGGAGCUUUUAGGCCCAAGGACAUAUACCCAUGCACAGUUGACCCCCUUACUUGGACUGAGGGAGUCUCCAUGCAAUCCUUGUUCGGCCAUCUAUGUUCUAGCACAACAUUCCGCCACGACAAGUCCAUGCGGAGAGCAAUACAAGAUGCGCACUCCAGGCCCUCAAAACGCCAAAGGCGUGCAAGUGAUGUCGGAUCCGAAGCAAUCUCCAGUCAACAAUCAACGGCAGACUCGCAGCAGAAACUCGAUUUACAUUGGAAUUCGAAUUCUUGCCAACAGGAUGAAGAAGCAAAGUAUCCUUUCCAAAACGGCGAUCAGCAAGACGACGAGGAUUCUCUCGCGGACUAUCCUACCUCAUUCCCAACGCAGUUGACUGCCCAAUCGUCAGAAUCUCCAGCAACAAGGUUCAAGGCAAUAAAGCAAGCUAUGCUCGAGGACUAUCAGAACGAUGAAAUCAACUUUUUCUUACCUUCUUUUACGGAUUCGCAACGUUCGCAGCCAGAUGUUGAGCCAACUUCUCACCAGCUGCAGAUCUCCAAGGAUUCGGAAGAGGUGCAGACACACUCACAAUCCGCGGCUUCGCAGCAAGACCUUCAACUAGAGCAGGAAGAACUAGACCUGCAGCUUAGCCUGUGCGUCUCUCGCACCUUCACCACUACGACCAAUGAAGAUUACCUGGAGGAGGAAGUGCAAGAGGAAGAGGAUAAAGACGAAUAUGCUAGUGAUUCGGAAAGCAUCAUAUCCCUAUCUUCCUCUGCAUUCUAUUCCCAACCUCCGUCCCAGCCUCAACUUAUAAUUGUGAAACCGGCGGAGAACGACAAUCAGGGCCCGGUGGAUACUGUUCUGGUUCCUUCAUCGGCUCCUGGCCCGGAGACGGACGUUGAUCCGGAUCCAGCACAUGCACCUGGACCCAGUAAAUCCGGGGAUCGCUCGCGUGUCAGGAAAGAGAUGCGCAUGGCUGCGUACCGAGCUGCGAAGAAAGGGACGUACAGCGCCUGGAAGAAUACGUGUCCGUUGAUAAGUGUGGGAGAUAACCAUUCUUAUCCCGAGGUUGAGCUGUGA